Messenger RNA from Kogia breviceps (pygmy sperm whale), 4485 nucleotides. Lineage: Eukaryota; Metazoa; Chordata; Mammalia; Artiodactyla; Physeteridae. The record is from RefSeq and is a predicted model, not a curated record.
GGUGAGCGCCCCCGGGGCAGACAGAGGUCACCCCGCCUUUCGCUGUGCGCCGGUGUCGUGCAAACCCUGUCUGUGUGGCGGUUUUCCAGCCUCCGCUCUGCCACCUUCACCCUUUGCUCUGCCCUUCCUUGGACGCCGGCCGGGAGGGGCCUGGGAGCCCCCGCGCUCGGACUUGCUUCGGAAACGCGCGGCGCCCUAUUUCUCCCUGGGGACCGCGGGUUGCUCCCUACCGCCGCAUUCGGGAGGUCCGCCAGACCUCUCUCGAGAGGGCCGUUCUCAUCUGUCAGACUCUGAAGGAAGGGGCAGCCCACACCUGUUUAGGAGAAACGCCUCACUGUCUCUAUAGAAGCUGAAAUCCAUCAAUCUCCGUUCUUCAAAAUGCAAUGGAAUGUACCAAAGACUAUAUUCCGACUUGCACAUAGGACAUGCAUGGAACCAGAUAAAGCUGGUCUUUUGGGACACUGUCAAAACACGAAGGGACCAUUACUUUUGUAUACCUCGGAAUCCAGAGUGGUUUGGGUACAGGGCCCUCAGAAACGAUGGCUGCACUUACCUGCUGCCCAGUGUGUUGCAAAGGAAAGGAAGCCAUUCAUUGCUCACCCACCCCAACCAGGGGUCCUUCAUAAACAGUGGGAGCAAGAUAUCUUAUCCAAGAGGGUUCUGUCAUCCAGUGCUACAUCCCCAGGAACUCCCUCUGAAAAAAAGGAAGAACCUGAUCCUUUACAAGACAGAUCAAUUAGUCUUUAUCAACGAUUUAAGAAAACAUUUAGACAAUAUGGAAAAGUUUUGAUUCCAGUGCAUCUAAUAACUUCUGGUGUUUGGUUUGGAACGUUUUAUUAUGCAGCCAUAAAAGGAGUGAAUGUCGUUCCUUUUCUAGAACUUAUUGGGUUACCUGACAGCGUAGUAAACAUUCUGAAAAAUUCCCAGAGUGGAAAUGCACUAACAGCAUAUGCCCUGUUUAAGAUUGCAACGCCUGCGCGGUACACUGUGACCCUGGGGGGGACCUCCUUCACUGUGAAGUAUCUGCGCAGCCAUGGCUACAUGUCGACGCCACCUCCUGUGAAGGAGUAUCUGCAGGACAAGAUGGAGGAGACAAAGGAGCUCCUCACAGAGAAGAUGGAGGAGACAAAGGACAGACUCACCGAAAAACUGCAAGAAACCAAAGGAAAGGUUUCUUUUAAGAAAAAAGUGGAAUAGCGUGCCUUAUAUACCAGGUUAUAGACAGUUCCUGCACUUUAACCCUUGGGGACUAUGGACAAAGAUGGAAGAUGUUACUGUAGUCCUUUAUGCUCGCAAUGGAGCUAUUGGCUGACUUAUUUCAGUGACCUCAGAAGAUUUUCAAAAUUGAAUCUCCAUAGGGAAGAUAUGGAGUUAGUUUAGAAGAAAGUAAAAUACAUUUAGAUUAAGUGUUACCAACAUUGGUUUGAAGUAGUUUUGGUAUUAGAUGCUUACUCAGUUGGUUUUUCCCGAGCCGUGGUCUACGGUGCGUCCAGUCACAUUGGCCUAGAGGCCGGAGUUGCACAGGAGUGUUCAUAAAAAGUGUGGGCCUCUCUACCGCCUUGGAAUUUAAACACCUGAACCAGAAAUCUGCAGAACCAGAGGGUUAGGCUUUGAAAAUCAAGCUGUAUUCUUCCCCAUAAAUCACUGGCAGCCACCAACAGUAAUGAUGACAGAUCAUAAUUAUCUUGUGGCAAUUAUCUGGCUAUUUUGAUAAGAAUGAUUCUCUCAGCAGAGAGAAUGCGGCUUGACUUCAGAAGCCUUCAAGGCAGAGUAUGAUGUUAUUCCGCUGACUUGGACAGUAUUUGUGGGACGUGCACAGGCAGCCCCAAAGUCCUCCUCAGCAGUUGUGGUUUCUCUCUACAGGGUCCCAGAGGAACAGUUUGUCCAGUCUUCAAACAUUGACUGCCCUGCCAUUCACCUUGGUCUGGAGGUAGAGUUACAGGGCUUGGUUGCCAUCGUGCUCCAUCACCAUGUGCUUGUCAUUCCCCUCCUGAAGAAGAUGGAAGAUAUGUGGGUCACUUCAGAAUAUUGAGGCCAGUAGUUGUAGUUGAAGAAAGGCGCAGGAGAGCCGGGUCAGACAUUCAAAUCAAGGAACUAAGUAAGAGUGAUAUUUCAUUAUCCAAAGAGGAUUCAGCCUCAGAAAAUACUCCAUCCUCCUGUGGUAAGAAAAUGUCCUCGAGGGUGCAGGGAGAGGGCUGCCUGAGUUGCUAGUCCAUCUGCUUAGUUGUUGGCAGCUCUGCUGUUUCACAAACGACCCAAUGAACAGAAGUCGGUCCAAGAAAGCCAGAGACUGGUGGGGUCUGGGAUCCAGUGCAGGCCCUGAAGUGCAGUGGGGGCUCCCCAUGUACCAGAAUAUUUGAAGAUAAAUGCAGAGGUCACCAUCAGACACUAAAGACGGAGCUGUAAGUAGAUGCUGAGUCGGGGUGUGACAUGGUCCCUGGUCAGUGGCAAAGCCUAGUUUGUUUCUGGGGUCGUGAUCACCAGGAGACACCAAAAGGAAGGGACAGAAGAAUUCACUUGGCUGGCUGAUUGCCAAUCUGCUAAUUAUAACCCAUAACAGAAAUCUUUCUGGGACUGGGGUCUUCUCAAGUGGACUGGUUUGUCCUAAGUUAUUUUUCCUGCAAAUGCUACUGUUCAUUCAUUGGUUCCACAGCUUCCGUUUGUCAAAAAGGCACAGAAAGACAGAUGGUCACAAAUGCGUCUGGACUGCACAGUCCUCUGCUGUAGGCUAAUGUGCUCACUCUGACCUAAGUUUUGCAGUGAAAAGUGCACUCUUCACUGGGUUUGCCCUCUUCGUUCUACAACAUGAGAUAGAAUAUUUUUUCAUAAAGCAAGUUGAAAAAUCCACAUUUUUUUCUGAUUAUAGCUAAUACUGGUCCAACUGAACAUUAUUGAAGGGAUUAAAAUAAGCAUCUGGUGGCUCCAAAAGGCUGUGGGUUUUUAAAAAACUAUUUCUUAAAAAGUGUUUUCACUGCAAAGAUGCAACUCUGAUUGCUGUACAUAUGUUGUUCUUAGGCUGUGCUUGCUUGUUCAGACUUGUUUCCCUUAUGUUAUAAUACUGAUAUUUAUUAAUAAACUACAUAGACUUUUAUCUGUAUGCAUCCAUUCGCAUAUUUCCUUAUAAAAGAGGACAAAGCACAUAGGCAUUCACAAAUUCUGUCAUUUCUGUUAAAAUGGGUAAUCUAUACCUUAUAUUGCAGUAUUAACAAAGUUUUGUUCUACCCAUUGGGUAGGAUAUGUGCGUAAUAUAGUCAAGUUAUAUACAGCACCUUACAAAUGAACGCCUGACAGACACUGAAAGCACCAUUGUGAGUGAGGCACAACAAAGGGGGCUGGGUUCCUGCAUCUGCAGAAGUUAGAACAUGAGACACCUUGGCCGCUUAAAAACUACCGCCACGCUGAGCUCUAUGAAAGGACGUGGAUCUUCAUCAUCUGCAUCUCUGUACAGCUCUCACCCCAGCACCUCACACACACACUGAGGACAGCGCUGCUCACAAGUCGUCCCUCCCCACACACCAGCCUGAAGGCUGUCUGACCCUGGCUGUGAACAUAAACUUGAACUGUGCAAGAUGCAGCACUUGGGGAGUAAAAUAAGCCAAGCUGAAAUCCUGAUUCCUGCGGAAUUCGUACAAUUCAGGUGAGCUGCUAGGACCCAUUUGUGGUCGGGGUGAGAGCAGGUCUUUCAUCUGCUUUUGUUGGGCCCCUUUAGACACAGCGUCCUCACACUGGGGGGGACUUGCCAAUGCAUCUCCAUUUCGCCAAGGCCAUGGUAACCAAGGUGACCGUGCAGAAGGGGAGCCUGGUCCCUGCUUCUCCACCAAGGUGUGUGUGGGGGGGGGCAGUCACCACAAGGCCCUGCGCCCAGCACAAGUAUCCUUCCCAGUUUUUCUUUCACAGACACUGCUCAGCUCUGGAAAUUUUAAGAAAAAUGAAUGGUACACUAACAUGUUGCUGUUCUAAGCAGCAGACCUCAAGCAGCAGCCUUGGCACAAGCAAACACAAGGCUUGGGGAGCAACCCCUAGCCGCUGCUUCGCAGCCAGACCAGUGUGGCAGCCUGGUGGCCAGCAGCAAAUGGAAGCUGCUUUGGAGGGGCUCGUGGACCCGGACAGUCUCUGCAAGGACUCUGUGGACAGAAGAGCAGGUGGAGAGAUUGACUACUUGUGUGGAUGUACUGUGUGAAAUGGAUGAAGAUUCCAGUCCUCCAAACAAAACCCAGGGACCUACCAACCAAGAGAAGCCUCGGAAAGAAGGAGCAGAAGCAGCGUGAGAGCUUUCUGCCAGCAGCACGAGGGCACCUCACCUGGCAGCCACCUCCGAGACCACGACAGCAGACACCUGGAACUGCAGAAACUGCACUGCUGGAGGACCAGGGCAGCACUGUGUGGUAUGUAAAUGCAGGUGUAAAACACGCAGCCUGAGCCUGGAGGGACUCAACACACCAGGGAUGCAGGAGUUUCCUCUGCUCCAUCCAGGUGCCUCAGUGA